AUGUGCAUGGCGCUGAAAAGUCUCGAAGAAGAAAAGACCAGAUACACCUUAUAUCAAGAUAAAGCAAUAAAAAGUGAAGGGGACUUAAAACAAGAAAUUGUUAAGCUUGGGAAGGAAAAUAACGACCUUUGUUCAGCAAACCUGGAAAAUAAGCAGUUCGUUACUGAAACCGAACAUGUCGUUAAAGAAGAUAACUACAAUAAAACAAAAUUUUUUGACAAGAAGCUAGAGCAAAAGAAAAGUGAUGAUCUUGGCGCAGCAAACCCGGAAAAUAAGCAGGAUGUUGCUGAGUUAGGAAAAGCCGUGAAAGACGAUAGCGACCACGAAGCAAAAUCUUUUCGAUCGGGAGACGAGUUCAAGCAGGAGGAGAGUGAGAAGCUCAGCCCAGCAAACCAGGAAAAUGAGUAUCAAGUUACCGAAUUGGAAAUCGCCCUGAGAAACGAUAACGACCAGAAAACGAAAUCUUCUCAAGUGGAGGAGAAAGUCAAGCAGGUGAGCCGCAAUUUUUUUGCGGAAAGCAUUUGCAAUUUUGCGGCAGUAAUGAUGACCAAAGAACUAGGGAAAAAACUCUUUCAGAAGAAAAGUAAUGAUGUUCGGUCAUCAACUCAGGAAAAUGAGCCUCACUCUGCUGAAUUGAAAGACGCCGCGAAACACGAUGAGGAUUUCAAAGCAAAUUCUUCUGAAGUAGACCAAGAGCUUAAGCAGACAUUAGGAGAGCUAGAAAAGAUGAAAAACGAAUAUGCGGCUUAUGAAAGUGAAGUGUCAAAAAAGAAAGAUGAAUUUCAAAAGAGUAUCUUCAAGCUUCAGAAGGAAAGAGACGAUCUUUGUUUAAAAAGUCAAAAAAAUCAGCAGCGUGUUGUUGCCCAAAACGCGGUAGGUAACGAAGUAAAGAGUGCUGAAGCAAAGGAGGAGCUUAAGAAGCGUGACGAGGAGAGCAAAAAGAAUGGCGGUUUGCUGAGGGAAGGAAAAGUGACAUACUUGAAGGUUUGUUAG
Enterobius vermicularis (human pinworm) is the source of this 993-nucleotide messenger RNA. The record is from the annotation of a GenBank genome assembly. NCBI's taxonomy places the organism in Eukaryota, Metazoa, Nematoda, Chromadorea, Rhabditida, Oxyuridae.